This is a messenger RNA of Pecten maximus, 570 nucleotides long. Its product is annotated as low-density lipoprotein receptor-related protein 6-like. The coding region runs from base 1 to 570 and encodes 189 amino acids. The record is from RefSeq and is a predicted model, not a curated record. Lineage: Eukaryota; Metazoa; Mollusca; Bivalvia; Pectinida; Pectinidae. The transcript has 5 exons.
AUGGAGUGGGGUUGGUGUGGGGGUGUACAUCCCCGCCUCCUUCUUGCCAAUCGAAUCAACAUUAAAACGUUACAAGCUGAUACAGGAAAAGUAGAGUCCGUUAUCAGGAAUCUGACCGACGUGGCAGCUGUAGACUUCGAUUAUAAUGAUGGCUUCCUCUUCUGGGGCGAUAUUUCGAAUGAUCAAAUCAUCCGUGCUAAGAAAACGGCCAAUGGUUCUGUAGUUGACAUUGCGGAGAUUGCGGGUGAAGACGUGAGGACGCCAGAAGGCAUAGCUGUUGACUGGUUAUACAACCAUGUGUAUUGGACUGAUGUUUCACCUCCAAAAAUUGAAGUCAUGAGCUAUGAUGGCAAACUGCGCAGAAGUCUUGUCACGGAAAGUUUGGACAAACCACGCGCCAUUGUGGUUGAUCCAUCGCAAGGAUGGAUGUACUGGACUGACUGGGGAAAUAACCCUAUGAUUUCGCGCUGUGGACUUAACGGAAAACACCGAAGAUUACUUGUCAACGAAGACAUCGUGUGGCCAAAUGGACUAACAAUUGGACUGUUAAGCGAAAUCAUGGCAAAUUGA